AUGACCUCAUUCAAUGUCCCUCCAGAGGUAAUUGUGAUCAUCGCGUCUCUGUCGGACACGGAAACCCUCAAGGCCUUGAGGCUAACAAACCACAUGCUAUGCGCCUUCGCAACCAAGAGUUUAAAACAACACGUGCACAAGGUUCGCCUCAAUACUGUCGAAGUCGACUAUUUGGUUGAUGCCUGGUCCUACCAUUAUUCACGCCGGUGGAAUGUCUAUUUUGCUUCAUUUAGGACAGGUCUUCCACACCUCCGUCGGUUUGCAAUUGGUCGUAAUGUAGGAUCGGAUUCGUAUACAUAUGAGGUGCCUUUUGAGAAAGAACUGGACCUUGUGCCGGCUUUGAUGCGUGACCGCUACAUGGAAUUUGAUGGCGGUAUGGGACAUGCUCAGUUUAUCCUCAGGCGGAGCAUUGGCCAUAAUGCGAUGACGAGGAUCGUGAAGCUUUGA
This is a messenger RNA of Penicillium crustosum, 447 nucleotides long. RefSeq lists its product as uncharacterized. The coding region runs from base 1 to 447 and encodes 148 amino acids. The record is from RefSeq and is a predicted model, not a curated record. NCBI's taxonomy places the organism in Eukaryota, Fungi, Ascomycota, Eurotiomycetes, Eurotiales, Aspergillaceae. The transcript has 3 exons.